Molecule: messenger RNA, 2093 nt
Organism: Cylicocyclus nassatus
Lineage: Eukaryota; Metazoa; Nematoda; Chromadorea; Rhabditida; Strongylidae
Source: the annotation of a GenBank genome assembly
GUUUGAGAUGUCAUGGCUGUUUGGCAUCAAACCUGCGGCACCACCAGAGAUACCAUCGGAUUUCAAUCCUCCGCAAGGCGGCGGUGGUACAGAACCAAAAAAAGGUGAUCAAGCUCAACAGCAAUCUUCGAGGAUGGCUUAUUCUUUUGAUUCAACGGCUUUGGAAAGAGCUGCCAAGGCUGCAAGAGAACUCGAGAGGUUUCCAAAUGCAAAGGAGGCUUUGGAACUGAGUCGGUUGCAAGAGGUUACUCGACAGAAGGAAGUCGAACAGCAGACUAAGCAACUAGAGGCACAAAUACAAGCCAUGAAGUCCGACCAGAUGCGAGUAGCUGAAGAAGAGCGUAGGAAGACAUUGAAUGAGGAGACUAAGCAUGCAAGAGCUAGAUCCGAUUAUCAAGACCAAUUAGCUCGGAAGCGAGCUGAAGAUGAACUAGCUAUGAAAGCCAGAAUGCAGGAGGACAGCCUCAGGAAACAGGAAGAGAGUGUGAAGAAGCAGGAGGCCCUUAGAAAAGCAACUAUCGAACAUGAGCUUGCUCUAAAACAUAAAUAUGAGUUGGAAAAAAUUGAAGCUGAAACCAGAGCACGUGCCAAGGCUGCGAGAGAGAAUCGUGACGUCAACUUGGAGCAGAUGAAGUUGCAUGAGGAAGAAAAUAGGAAGACUGUAAUCGAAAAGAUCAAAACGAGUGGUGCCGUAAUUGGUGCGGGACUUCAAGAGUUUCUCUCGGAUAAGACCAAAAUCACAGCUGCGGUGGGAGGCCUGACCGCGCUGGCGGUUGGAUGGUAUGUAGCCAAGCGUGGAACAGGUGUUGUUGCACGAUACGCUGAAGCACGUCUGGGUAAGCCAAGUCUUGUACGGGAAACAUCGCGAGUGACACCUCUGGAGUCCCUAAAACAUCCUAUCAAAACAGCGAAGAUGGUGUUUAGGACAAAACAUGAUCCUCUCAAAGGGGUUGUAUUGUCGCCAAAUCUGGAAAGGCAACUAAGGGAUAUCGCCAUCACCACAGCCAAUACUAGAAGGAAUAAGGGCUUAUUCCGAAAUGUGCUGUUCUACGGCCCACCAGGAACGGGUAAAACACUUUUCGCCAAAAGUUUGGCUCAGCAUAGUGGUUUGGACUAUGCCAUAUUGACUGGUGGUGAUAUUGCACCAAUGGGUCGUGAGGGAGUAUCAGCCAUUCAUAAAGUCUUUGAUUGGGCGCAGAGUAGUCGCAAGGGGUUGAUAGUAUUUAUCGAUGAGGCGGAUGCCUUCCUUCAGAAGCGAUCAAAGGAAGCCAUGUCUGAAGAUACUCGUGCUGCUUUGAACGCCUUUCUCUUCCGCACUGGAGAACAGUCGAGACGUUUCAUGCUUGUUGUGGCCUCCAAUCAACCCGAGCAAUUCGACUGGGCUGUUAAUGAUAGAUUGGAUCAACUUGUUGAAUUCGAUCUCCCCGGUAGACCAGAGCGUGAGCGUAUACUACUGCAGUACUUCGAAGAACAUAUUGCUAAACCAGCUACGAGUGGUGCACGAGGGCAGCGUUUGAAGUUGGCUGACUUCGAUUGGGUGGAGAAGUGCGCCAAGGUCGCUGAUAUGACAGAAGGUAUGAGUGGAAGAGAACUGAGCAAGCUUGUGAUAGGAUGGCAGGCAUCGGCUUACGCAUCAGAAGAUGGUGUUCUCACGCCAGAAAUGAUUGAUCGAAACACGAAGGAUGCAGUGGCGCAGCAUGAGCACAAGAUGGAGUGGCUUGAGAAGGAACAGCGCGCUGCCAGGAAUAAAGAGGUCAUGUUUGGAACAAAGCUCAAAAAGGAAACUGCCGUCUGAUGCAAAUAGCAACAUCAUCCAUUAGUGGCUUAACGGGAAGUAGUCUCUCCUGAAACGAAGGGCACACUUCUCACGAUCUCGUUGCUCACGCUAAUGAUCCCGUUCGCAUCGGCUUACACACGCCAUUGUUAUAUAGUCAACGUAGUUAGGAUUUUCAUAGGUUUACAGUCUUAUUGUUGGAUCUUUUUACAAAAUUAUAGCCUCGUUGUUGAUUUUAUUCUUAUCGUUACCAGUUUUAUAGGCAAUGUUAGGUGACAUGACAAAUAAAAUUUUAUAUUAUACAUUAAUUAAAUUAUCA